AUGCCCGUGGUGAUCCCAACCUCCGACCAGCUGCAGAGAGGCCAGGCGCUUUAUAAGGCGGGCAAUCUCAUCGAGGCCUCACAAUGUUUCAAGUCGAUAAUCAAGAACUGCUCGGGCUGCAAGGCAGGGAAGCCCAGCGUUCUCUGCGAGUGCAAUGACCUGCUAGCUGCUUGCCAGAAUCGCACGCUGGCGGACGUGCUGCGCAAACCGUGCAGAUGUCCACAGCGGGCUCAUAUGCGUUGCAAAGAGGAUGGCCACGUAUCUGCUCUCGCGAACCUGGUCAUGGUUGCGGUGAAGGCCAAGGAUUACAAGCGUGGUCUCGUGUACGCUCAGAAUCUGGUUUAUCUGGCCCCUCGCGACCCCAGAGGCUACCUACGACUUGGACAAGUCUUGCGUCUCGUCGACCGACACCGCACCGCCCUGGGUGUGUACCAGCAGGGAAUCGUGCUCGUGGCCAAGGCCAAGCCUGACCACCCGGGGCUCAAGACGCUGCAGGACCAAGCAGAGAUUGUACGGAAGCUGGUCUCCCAGGUCGAUCCCAUAGAGACACUGCCAGCUGAACUGAUCAACCUGGUCUUCAGCCAUCUGAGCACAAGGGAGCUCUGUCGCUUCCUUCGUGUUUCCAAGAGCUGGAAGGCAUUCCUGGAGAGCUCAGCAGCCAAACCUCUAUGGCUAUCGCAACACUACGACGUUAAGAGCAGGUUCUUCAAGAAGCCCAAACCGCAGACCACACAGAAGUAUCUGGUGACCUACCCCGGCGGGCAGCUGAAGCAUUUGGUCCUGGACCAGCUUGACACAGUCUCCCACGGCGACAAAGUCUUCAUAAUGCUGUCCGCGCUGCCUCGACUUGAAACGUUCAUACUUCACGGUAGCGCCACCCUGACAGGUAACCUACCACCUAUAGGGAAGCUGCCGAAACUCAAAGUUCUCUCGUUAGCCGCUUCGAUUCGGAUCGAAUGUGCACACCUGAACCGUCUUAUCGCUGCUAGUGCUAAUACCUUGGAGGAACUGGCUGUUAUGGGCUGUCCCUACGGUCACGGGGAAUCACAGCGCGUGGACUGGCCACAGCUUCCGAACCUGCGCACCCUCAAGCUUGUAUCCCCAGGAAUAGGCACACCAUUCGUUGACAUGGAGACAGUAAUGUGCCGAACGCCGAAUGUCGAGAAUGUGUUGCUUGACGCAAUCCAGUUUGGUAGAAAUCGCGCCAACGACGAACGGCCGGAUGGGCCCCUUUGGCCACACCUGCGUCGUGUAGCUCUGGGCCCCGGCUUUCACGUCACUCGCGACAUGCGAUUCCCGGCACUGUCCGAGGCGGUCACCGAACUCGUGCUCGAGAACGACUCCAUACUACACGUGUGCACCAGUUUGGAGAGUGCGCCGGAGGACAUGGAGCUCACCAUGAUAUUCUCGCGUCCUUCCAACAUCAUUUCGGUGGGCAUUCCUCAUCUCCCGAGGCUCGAGACGCUCGUUCUUAGAGGUCGGUACCCUCUGACCCCUGAGGCCUUCCAACUUCUGGCGCAGCCCUCGGUUGCGAGCGAUUCCCUCCGUCAUCUAUAUCUCAGUCCCUUCCCUUGGCAGGCUCUGAACGUCCCGGGGGGACUGGAGUGGGCCAGGCCCAGCGAGGAUCAGACCGGCCUGGAGGUCCUAAACGCAAACUACCUGAUCGGGGAGGUCGGCCGCCAUAUCGAAGACCCCGACGAAGCCCUGGUCCGUCUUUGCGAUCACUUUCCGAACCUCAAGGAUCUGGAUAUCGGAGCUGAGACUGUGUCGCCCAUCACCCUGGGUCGCCUUCUCGAGAAGACCAAGAUCACCAAUCUCUACCACUACCAAGGCGCUCUGAUGACGGAGCUAAGAGACUGGGCCAAGACCAUUAGCAAGAAUGUUACACAGGGGAAGAAUCCCAAGAACUUGGGAAGCUUGGAACCGGAUUGGCCUACAUGA
This is a messenger RNA of Neoarthrinium moseri, 1941 nucleotides long. RefSeq lists its product as uncharacterized. The record is from RefSeq and is a predicted model, not a curated record. NCBI's taxonomy places the organism in Eukaryota, Fungi, Ascomycota, Sordariomycetes, Amphisphaeriales, Apiosporaceae. Gene Ontology annotation, molecular function: protein binding. The transcript is spliced from 3 exons. Bases 1 to 1941 code for a protein of 646 amino acids.